Cooperia oncophora is the source of this 498-nucleotide messenger RNA. The record is from the annotation of a GenBank genome assembly. Lineage: Eukaryota; Metazoa; Nematoda; Chromadorea; Rhabditida; Trichostrongylidae.
AUGAUUCACUCCCUUCAAACGUUGGAACAUCCCAGUCUCACUCCGGCUCUAUUGAUACAGUUGUCUACGCUGACAUUGAAAGCAAGUUUUUGUUUGCCCUUGACAGAGGUGAAGAAAGUCGAUUUUUAUGAUUUUGUUUCCAUAUCUGCUCAGUCCGAGGCAGUCCUUAAAACUCUUUGUGCCAUUGCUUAUAAAGCCGUGAAAGUCGGCGGGAUCGUAGCUGUCUCUGCAUCGGGUUUACCUCCCAACUUGAUUGCUAAAAAAGUUCGUGCAUCUGGUUUCGUCACUGAAGAGGGCGUGUCUGCUGUAGAUGGUGCAGUGCUCACCGGAACAAAACCCUCGUUCGACGGUGAAAGUGUGCCACUUAAUAUUCCUACCGCGAAAACUCUUCCUGCUGAUGACAAUGACAUCGUAGAUGAGAAUGAUCUACUUGAACCAGAAGACUUUGUCAAACCGGCAGGAGAUGAACUGAAAGGUACGAUACCAUUGUGUUGGAGA